AUGCAGCAGCAGAGAGCAGACUCUCCUGAACCCAGCUGUGUGUCCAUGAAGAGUGACUGGUCUAUGGGUCGUCCUAUUACGUUUAAAGAUGGACAACCUGCUGAUGGAAGAGUUCAGCAGCAGAGCUCAGAGGUUCCCAGUGAUCAGUCUGCACAGCAGCAUCAAACACAGCUGGACUCCAUAUUUAUGCUGCUGGAGGAGAACAUCGUCACUUUUGUGAAGAACGAGCUGAAGAGAGUCCAGAGGGGUCUGAGUCCAGAUGACCCAGAAUGCUUAGAGAGUCAGAGUGAGGAUGAGGAGGUGUUGGACGGUGAGGAGGAAGAGCAGAGGAAGAGCAGCAGAGAUGCAUUUCUGAAGAUCACAGUGCACUUCCUGAGGAGAAUGAAGCAGGAGGAGCUGGCUGAGCGUCUGCAGAGCAGAACUCGUGCUGCAGAGUGUCGACGUAAACUCAAGUCUAACCUGCAGAAGAAGUUCCAGUGUCUGUUUGAGGGGAUCGCUAAAGCAGGAAACCCAACCCUUCUGAAUCAGAUCUACACACCGCUCUACAUCACAGAGGGAGGGACUGCAGAGGUCAAUGAUGAACAUGAGAUCAGACAGAUUGAAACAGCAUCCAGGAAACCAGACAGACCAGAAACAACAAUCAGACAAGAAGACUUCUUUAAAGCCUCACCUGGAAGAGAUGAACCAAUCAGAACAGUGAUGACAAAGGGAGUGGCUGGCAUUGGGAAGACAGUCUUAACACAGAAGUUCACUCUGGACUGGGCUGAAGACAAAGCCAACCAGGACAUACACUUCACAUUUCCAUUCACUUUCAGAGAGCUGAAUGUGCUGAAAGAGAAAAAGUACAGCUUGGUGGAACUUGUUCAUCACUUCUUUACUGAAACCAAAGAAGCAGGAAUCUGCAGGUUUGAAGAAUUCCAGGUUGUGUUCAUCUUUGACGGUCUGGAUGAGUGUCGACUUCCUCUGGACUUCCACAACACUGAGAUCCUGACUGAUGUUACAGAGUCCACCUCAGUGGAUGUGCUGCUGACAAACCUCAUCAGGGGGAAACUGCUUCCCUCUGCUCGCCUCUGGAUAACCACACGACCUGCAGCAGCCAAUCAGAUCCCUCCUGAGUGUGUCGGCAUGGUGACAGAGGUCAGAGGGUUCACUGACCCACAGAAGGAGGAGUACUUCAGGAAGAGAUUCAGAGAGAAGAAGCAGGCCAGAACCAUCAUCUCCCACAUCAAGACAUCACGAAGCCUCCACAUCAUGUGCCACAUCCCAGUCUUCUGCUGGAUCACUGCUACAGUUCUGGAGGAUGUGUUGAAAAGCAGAAAGGGAGGAGAGCUGCCCAAGACCCUGACUGAGAUGUACAUCCACUUCCUGGUGGUUCAGUCCAAACUGAAGAACAUCAAGUAUGAUGAAGGAGCUGAGACAGAUCCACACUGGAGUCCAGAGAGCAGGAAGAUGAUUGAGUCUCUGGGAAAACUGGCUUUUGAGCAGCUGCAGAAAGGCAACCUGAUCUUCUAUGAAUCAGACCUGACAGAGUGUGGCAUCAAUAUCAGAGCAGCCUCAGUGUACUCAGGAGUGUUCACACAGGUCUUUAAAGAGGAGACAGGUCUGUACCAGGACACGGUGUUCUGCUUCGUCCAUCUGAGCCUUCAGGAGUUUCUGGCUGCUCUUCAUGUCCAUCUGACAUUCAUCAAGUCUGGAGUCAAUCUGCUGGCAGAACAACAAACAACAUCCUGGUCUGAAGUGUUCGGAGGCAAAUCAGCACGUUUCUACCAGAGAGCUGUAGACGAGGCCUUAAAGAGUCCAAAUGGACACCUGGACUUGUUCCUCCGCUUCCUUCUGGGUCUUUCACUGCAGACCAAUCAGACUCUCCUACAAGGCCUGCUGACACAGACAGGAAGUAGCUCACAGACCAAUCAGAAAACAGUCAAGUACAUCAAGAAGAAGAUCAGUGAGAAUGUGUCUGCAGAGAGAAGCAUCAAUCUGUUCCACUGUCUGAAUGAAAUGAAUGAUCGUUCUCUAGUGGAGGAGAUCCAACAGUACCUGAGAUCAGGAAGUCUCUCCACAGAUAAACUGUCUCCUGCUCAGUGGUCAGCUCUGGGCUUCAUCUUACUGUCAUCAGAAAAAGAUUUGGACGUGUUUGACCUGAAGAAAUACUCUGCUUCAGAGGAGGCUCUUCUGAGGCUGCUGCCAGUGGUCAAAGCCUCCAACAAAGCUCUGUUGAGUGACUGUAACCUCUCAGAGAGAAGCUGUGCAGCUCUGUCCUCAGUUCUCAGCUCCCAGUCCUCUAGUCUGAGAGAUCUGGACCUGAGUCACAACAACCUGCAGGAUUCAGGAGUGAAGCAGCUUUCUGCUGGACUGGAGAGUCCACACUGUACACUGGAAAGUAUCAGACUGAGUGGCUGUAAUCUCUCAGAGAGAAGCUGUGCAGCUCUGUCCUCAGUUCUCAGCUCCCAGUCCUCUGGUCUGAGAGAUCUGGACCUGAGUCACAACGAGCUGCAGGAAUCAGGAGUGAAGCAGCUUUCUGCUGGACUGGAGAGUCCACACUGUGGACUGGAAACAUUCAGACAAACAUCAGACGCAGCUGGAAUCAAGUUUCACUUUGAAAAACAUUCUCAUCUAAAGGUCCACUUACUCUGUAUGUCCAAAGCUUUCAGUCACAUCUCAUGGUCUUCCUCAGUGAUGGAGGGUCUCAGUUGUCAUGGAGAUGGUUUAAGUUUGAAUGGUUUCAGUAAAGUAGUUAAUAAAUCAACAGAUGAUAAACUGCAGCUGUAUUGUGUCUCGUUCUCUCCAUCAGAUGCCUGUGAACUGGAACUGGAUCCAAACACAAUGAACAGAAACCUCAAACUGUCUGAUAACAACAGGAAGGUGACACAUGUGGAGGAGGAUCAGUCAUAUCCUGAUCAUCCAGACAGAUUUGACUCCAUGCCUCAGCUGCUGUGUAGAAAUGUUCUGACUGGUCGAUGUUACUGGGAGGUCGAGUGGAGAGGAAACGUUUAUAUAUCAGUGAGUUACAGAAGAAUCAGAAGGAAAGGAAUCAGUGACUGUUGGUUUGGAUUUAAUGAUCAGUCCUGGAGUCUGGACUGCUCUGAUGAUGGUUACUCUGUCCGUCACAAUAACAACUAUACACCCAUCUCCUCCUCCUCCUCCUCCUCCUCCUCCUCCUCCUCCUCCUCCUCCUCCUCCUCUGUCUCUAACAGAGUAGCAGUGUAUGUGGACUGUCCUGCUGGCACUCUGUCCUUCUACAGAGUCUCCUCUGACUCACUGAUCCACCUCCACACCUUCAACACCACAUUCACUGAUCCUCUGUGUGCUGGGUUUAUGUUCUACUACUAUGGUUCCUCAGUGUCUCUGUAG
Scomber scombrus (Atlantic mackerel) is the source of this 3351-nucleotide messenger RNA. RefSeq names its product NLR family CARD domain-containing protein 3-like. Lineage: Eukaryota; Metazoa; Chordata; Actinopteri; Scombriformes; Scombridae. Bases 1 to 3351 code for a protein of 1116 amino acids. The record is from RefSeq and is a predicted model, not a curated record. Gene Ontology annotation, molecular function: protein binding. The transcript is spliced from 7 exons.